UGAAACCCAGAAAUGUAGGUGGCUCCUGCGUGCGCUGCUAGUUUUCUCCGACGGUGUUAGUUGUGCACCAGGUCUAGUCGCAGUGGACUCCGUGAGUUGUGUGGUGCUCCUAGCCCGUUUCUUUUAGUCAACUCACUAGCUUUAAUUCCCAUUAAACAUGUCCGACGACGAAGAAGUUUAUUCUGAAGAGGAGGAGGAAGAAGAAGUCGUGGAAGUAAAGAAAGUCGAAAAGAAAGUCGAGGAAACGGGCGAUCCGGAAUUUGUAAAGCGCCAGGACCAAAAACGAUCUGAUCUAGACGAACAACUCCGGGAAUACAUCACAGAAUGGCGCAAACAACGUGCCAAGGAAGAGGACGACUUAAAGAAAUUGAAAGAAAAGCAAGCGAAGCGCAAAGUAACCAGAGCCGAAGAAGAACGUAAAUUGGCAGAGAGAAAGAAGGCCGAAGAAGAAAGACGUGUUCGCGAAAUUGAAGAGAAAAAACAACGGGAGCAAGAAGAGAAGAGACAGCGUCUCGAAGAUGCCGAAAAGAAACGUCAAAUGAUGAUGCAAGCUCUCAAAGAUCAAAGUUCCAAGAAAGGUCCCAACUUCACUAUCCAAAAACGAGAUCCUAACUCUGCACUCAGCCCCGUGCAAUUGGAGAGAAAUAAAACCAAAGAACAAUUGGAAGAAGAAAAGAGGAUUUCACUUUCAAUUCGCAUCAAACCUUUGAACGUCGAUCACCUUAGCGUAGACAAACUUCGUGAAAAGGCGGUAGAAUUGUGGGAUUUAAUAGUUAAGUUGGAAACCGAGAAAUACGAUUUAGAAGAAAGGCAAAAGCGCCAAGAUUACGAUCUUAAAGAAUUGAAAGAACGUCAAAAACAACAGCUUAGGCACAAAGCGCUCAAAAAAGGUUUAGAUCCCGAAGCUCUCACCGGAAAGUACCCUCCUAAAAUCCAAGUAGCCUCCAAGUAUGAACGACGUGUAGACACAAGGUCAUAUGGAGACAAGAAGAAAUUGUUUGAAGGAGGUUAUGAAGAACAAAUUAAGGAAACACACGAUAAAACUUGGAAUGACAGAUCUGGUCAAUGGGACGCUCGUCUAAAGGCUCGCUUACCCAAAUGGUUCGGUGAACGACCUGGUAAGAAAGCUGGUGAACCAGAAACACCUGAAGGCGAGGAGGAAGGUAAACAUAUUGAGGAGGAGGAAGACCUGAAGGAACCCGUAUUUGAACCGGAGCCCGCAGAUGAGGAAGAAGAUGAGGAGAUUGAAGUUGAGGAGGAAGAAGAAGAGGAGGAGGAAGAAGAAGAGGAGGAAGAAGAAGAGGAGGAAGAGGAAGAAGAAUAAUUUAGGUAUAUUUAUUAAGUUAAAUUGGAGGUGAUUCUAACCGCUUGUAAUGUCAGAGUAGGGCGCCAUCAAGUAUGAAUAUUCCACUACAGUUUCUAAUGCCGCUUCCGCAGCAAAAAUCAGAACGUAUCUACUGUAUUAUGUUUUAAUUUGUUUCCAAUAAAUCUUUACUGGCUAUGUA
Messenger RNA from Photinus pyralis (common eastern firefly), 1505 nucleotides. It is a transcript of the gene TpnT, whose product is annotated as troponin T, skeletal muscle. Lineage: Eukaryota; Metazoa; Arthropoda; Insecta; Coleoptera; Lampyridae. Gene Ontology annotation, biological process: regulation of muscle contraction; sarcomere organization; muscle contraction. Gene Ontology annotation, molecular function: tropomyosin binding. The transcript is spliced from 11 exons. The record is from RefSeq and is a predicted model, not a curated record. Gene Ontology annotation, cellular component: troponin complex. Bases 158 to 1324 code for a protein of 388 amino acids.